AUGGACUUCCAUCAUCCUUAUUUUAGACUAAAUAAGUUUCUCUUGUCUGUUCUUGGACUUUGGCCUUAUCAAUCAAACGUUGAGAAAAUUCUUCAUAGAUGCAUCUUCAUCAUUAUUUGGGGCAGCAACAUUCCUCUGAUAUUCAGACAAUUUUAUGCUGUUUGGGGAAACCUCGAUGAAAUGAUUGACAGUUUCGUCAUCAUCACAAGCCUUGUUCUUUCUUUAAUAAAAUUAACCAGUAGUUUAUACAAGAAUAAAAAUAUGAAAAACCUUUUAGAAAAAAUCAAAAAGGACUGGCAGAUUUGGUCAAAUGAACCGGAAGUGCAAAUUUUGCAAAAAUAUGCUGAAGAAGGAAGGCAGCUCACAUUAAUAUACACUGUUGCGACUUAUUGCCAGGUUAUUUCCUAUCUUUGCUUCACACUUUCGCCGCAGAUGCUUGACUCAAUUUCACCUUUAUCAAAUGGAACCCGGCCUAAAAAAUAUGCUUUGCCUGAGGAUUUUGGCAUUGACCACGAGAAAUAUUUUUAUUAUAUUUAUGUAUAUAAUACUGCUUGUCUUUAUUUCAAUUUCACGAUAACGGUCAGUGUCGACUCUAUGUAUUUCGUUUAUGUGCAACAUGUCUGCGGAAUAUUUUCAGCAAUCGGACAUCGAUUAGAGAAUAUUAUAAAGGAUUACAAAUUGGAUGAUAAAGAACAGAUGGAAAAGAAUGUAACUGAAGAACUUUUUUUCUGCAUUACGCAACACAACAAUGUAUUUAAAUAUGCCGAAGAUAUAGAAAACACUUAUACAGUCUACUUCUUUUUUCUAACAGGAGUAAAUAUGUUUAUUCUAUCUAUCACUGGACUUCAGGUUGUGAUGAAAUUAGGCAGCCUUGAUGAUGUCGUUAAGUACACCAAUUAUACCAUUUUACUGGUGGUUCACCUUCUAUUUAACAGUGUGCCAGCGCAAAGAUUAGUCGAUCACAGUUUGAUGAUUUCCGAAUCAGCUUAUAAUAGUAGUUGGUAUCAAAUGUCAACAUCGAACAGAAAAGCCGUACUUUUUAUAAUAAUGAGGAGUUCCAAGCCAUGCAAAAUCACUGCCGGAAAAUUUUACGUAAUGUCGAUGGAAAGUUUCAGCAAGGUUAUUCGAACUGCAUCGUCUUAUUUUACUGUGCUCAUUUCAAUGCGAUGAGUUCUGAUUUAAUUGAUCCAAUUAUGGUAUUAUU
Belonocnema kinseyi is the source of this 1204-nucleotide messenger RNA. RefSeq names its product odorant receptor 9a-like. The transcript has 9 exons. Lineage: Eukaryota; Metazoa; Arthropoda; Insecta; Hymenoptera; Cynipidae. Gene Ontology annotation, biological process: detection of chemical stimulus involved in sensory perception of smell; sensory perception of smell. The record is from RefSeq and is a predicted model, not a curated record. Gene Ontology annotation, molecular function: olfactory receptor activity; odorant binding. Gene Ontology annotation, cellular component: plasma membrane. Bases 1 to 1170 code for a protein of 389 amino acids.